Microstroma glucosiphilum is the source of this 1368-nucleotide messenger RNA. RefSeq names its product Fibrillarin. Gene Ontology annotation, biological process: box C/D sno(s)RNA 3'-end processing; rRNA methylation. Gene Ontology annotation, cellular component: box C/D methylation guide snoRNP complex; nucleolus; small-subunit processome. NCBI's taxonomy places the organism in Eukaryota, Fungi, Basidiomycota, Exobasidiomycetes, Microstromatales, Microstromataceae. The transcript is spliced from 2 exons. Gene Ontology annotation, molecular function: histone H2AQ104 methyltransferase activity; rRNA methyltransferase activity; RNA binding. The coding region runs from base 186 to 1190 and encodes 334 amino acids. The record is from RefSeq and is a predicted model, not a curated record.
CCUCGUCCUACUCAUCCAUAGAGCCUUGCUCAUCUUCUUCUUCCUCUUCGCGUAUACAGAGCUAAGCCUCACCCAGACCCACAUCCAGGUCUCAGCUUUAGCUCCCAGCUCCAGCUCUCGAAGCUUGAGCACAUCUCGCAAACUACAGCUCCCGCUCCACACUAAGCGCAGCUCACACUACAGCAAUGGCAUUCGGCGACCGAGGAGGACGAGGCGGAGGUGCACGAGGUGGUUCCAGAGGUGGCAGGGGCGGUGGCGGUGACCGUGGCGGCCGUGGCGGCUUCGGCGGUGGUCGUGGUGGAGGUCGUGGUGGCUCCUCUUUCGGUGGACGAGGCGGCGGCAGGGGUGCUCCCCGUGGAAGGGGCGGAGACCGUGGUCGUGGUGGUGACCGCGGCCGUGGUGGUCGAGGUGGUCGAGGUGGUGCAGCUGGUCGUGGUGGCGCCAAGGGUGGAUCCAACGUCAUCGUCAAGCCUCACCGACAUGCCGGUAUCUUCAUCGCAGAGGGCAAGGAGCACCUUCUCGUCACCCGCAACAUCUCUCCUGGUGAAUCCGUCUAUGGAGAAAAGCGAAUCUCAGUCGAAGGAGCUCCUACCGAGGAGGGAGGUGCACCUACCAAGGUCGAGUACCGAGUUUGGAACCCCUUCCGAUCCAAGCUCGCAGCUGGUGUUCUAGGUGGAUUGGACCACAUCCACAUUGCUCCCGGUUCUAAAGUCCUCUACCUGGGUGCUGCCUCUGGAACAUCCGUCUCUCACGUAGCCGACGUAGUAGGACCCGAAGGAACCGUCUACGCUGUUGAGUUCUCUCACCGCUCGGGACGAGACUUGAUCGGUAUGGCCAAGAAGCGGACAAAUGUCAUUCCCAUCAUUGAGGAUGCCAGGCAUCCCCAAAAGUACAGACUGCUCCUACCCAUGGUCGACACCAUCUUUGCCGACGUUGCCCAACCAGACCAAGCUCGAAUCGUGGCACUCAAUGCUUCUCAUUUCCUCAAGAAUGGAGGUCACGCCGUCAUUUCCAUCAAGGCAUCUUGCAUCGAUUCUACAGCCGUACCUGAAGCAGUUUAUGCUGGAGAGGUAAAGAAGUUGGUAGAAUCGGAAUUCAAACCAAGGGAACAAUUGACAUUGGAACCUUAUGAGAGGGAUCACGCUAUGCUCGUUGCAACAUACAGGCCGAAUGCUGCCGUUGCCAAGUAAAGGAACUUGGAACUUGCCGAUGCACAUUCUCUCAAGGGUGGCAGUAGUAGCUGAGGUUGGAUUGGAUUGGAUUGGUUGCGGUCCUCCUUGUUGUCAUGUUUUUUAGUUAGUACUUCUCUUCUCGCUUCGCUUUGCAUCCUAUUCCAUUGCCCGAUCAAUAAUCGUCUGCUUGCUCGCU